GUGAUCGUUGACAUGAGAGAAUUUAACAGCGAAUUGCCAACAGCGCUUUAUAAGAGAGGCAUCGAUCUUGUGCCCGCAACAAUCGAGGUAGGCGAUUACAUUCUUUCUCCGAAUGUGGCCGUUGAAAGGAAAGCUCUGGAUGAUCUCACUCAGUCUCUCCACAGCGGCCGUGUUUUCAAGCAAAUCGAACAGAUGCUGCGACAUUAUAAAAAUGUUAUAUUGCUGGUUGAGGCGAAUGUGAAGGAUGACUACAGGAAAGUAAAUGGUGGCCCAUUUCAGGGAGAAUUAAGUCGACGCUGUCAAGAGACGCGAUCGCUAUUUACAAUUCUUGUCCGUUCGUAUCCGAACAUGAAUGUUUUUUGGACUUUGGAUCCGGUUCAUUCUGCAGAAAUGUUCGAAGAGUUGAAGGUGAAUGAGUCCAAUCCGAUUUUGGCUGAAGUGCUGGCAAUCAAAAGCGACCUUGAGGAAUCUGCCGACACUGCUGAUCUAGUGCAAGGCGAGAAAUCGAGCGUGAAUUCGGUAUUGCAUAGGCAAAUAACACGCUUGCCAAACAUGUCGAGUGGCGAUGCAGCUCGAUUAAUGAGAUGCAGAAAAGUGAAGUGCUUAUUGGAUGUGGUUAAUGCAGAUGCUGAGGGUCUUGCAGAAAUUAUGGGCAGCAAAGAGCAGGCAACUUCUCUGUUCCGGUUCUUUAACGCUGAUUUCAAAAUGAAAGCUCUGAUGUCCUAA
Molecule: messenger RNA, 726 nt
Organism: Gongylonema pulchrum
Lineage: Eukaryota; Metazoa; Nematoda; Chromadorea; Rhabditida; Gongylonematidae
Source: the annotation of a GenBank genome assembly